This is a messenger RNA of Aspergillus viridinutans, 1539 nucleotides long. RefSeq lists its product as uncharacterized. Lineage: Eukaryota; Fungi; Ascomycota; Eurotiomycetes; Eurotiales; Aspergillaceae. The transcript has a single exon. The record is from RefSeq and is a predicted model, not a curated record. Gene Ontology annotation, molecular function: dipeptide transmembrane transporter activity; allantoate transmembrane transporter activity. Gene Ontology annotation, cellular component: plasma membrane. Gene Ontology annotation, biological process: tripeptide transport; dipeptide transport; transmembrane transport. Bases 1 to 1539 code for a protein of 512 amino acids.
AUGGGCGUUGCAACGGCGGUCGACUUUCCACAAAGUCUGGGGGAUGACGAAGCUCCAGCUAUCAAAGCGACACAGGACAAGCUCCCCAUACAAGGCGAUGCAGCUUUGGAGCUUCUUGCAGGAAGGGGCACUGAGAAUGGAGCCCUAGACGCUGAAGCCUCGCGCCGCCUCGUCCGCAAGAUCGACCUGUACGUGAUGCCAUUGAUCUGCAUCGUCUACUUCUGCCAAUAUCUAGACAAGAUCGCAAUCAGCUACGCCAGCGUGACAGGCAUCAAAGAAUCAGCACACCUCCAUGGCAAUCAGUUCAACUGGAUCUCCAGCAUCUUCUUCUUCGGCCAGCUCACGUUCCAAUUUCCCACCAGCCUCAUCCAGGCCUUCCCGCUGGCCCGGUACGUCGCGACCAACGUCACAAUCUGGGGCAUCAUUCUCGCCUGCAUGGCAGCCUGCAAGUCCUUUGCGUCGCUGAUGGUCUGCCGUACACUUCUGGGCUGCGCGGAGGCCGCGAUCGUCCCCGCGUGGGUGGUCUUCACGUCGCAGUGGUAUCGCAAGGAGGAACAGGCGUUCCGCGUGGGACUGUGGUUCUCCAUGUGCGGCUGGGCGCAGAUGUUCGGCGGGUACGUUGCGUACGGGGUAGCGGUUCAUGUUGGCAGCGACCCGCACGCGGCGCUGCGCGGAUGGCAGGUGAUCUUUCUCAUUCUGGGUGUCUUUACCACGUUGGUGGGCGUGCUUUUCUUCUUUAUCUUGCCGGAUUCGCCCGUCACGGCGGGGUUCCUGUCCGCCGAGGAGAAGGCGCUGCAUGCGGAGCGUCUUCGUGGCAACGAGCAGGGUAUUGGGAGCUCGGUGUUCAAGCGUGAGCAGUUCUACGAGGCGCUGAGAGAUCCCAAGACAUGGCUCUAUUCGUUCUGGGUCUUUGCCGCGAAUAUCCCGAACUCGAUCGCUACCAGCUUCGGCAAUAUCCUUGUUACGGGGAUGGGGUACUCGGCGACGAAGAGCCUGCUGCUCGUGACGCCGUUGGGAGCGUACGAGGUGGUCGUUCUGGUCGGAUUGACGUAUCUCGCUAUGCGCACGAACCAGCGCCUGCUGUGGUGUAUUGCCGGACAUAUCCCGAGUAUCGUGGGUGCGAUCCUCAUGGCUACGACGAAUAAAGCUCCUGCCCUGGUCGGGUAUUAUCUGUCUGGCGGCAUCCCCAUCGGAUGGACGACGAUUCUGGGGCUGACGAGCACCAACGUCGCCGGGUCGACAAAGAAGAUCACCGUCUCAUGCAUCCAGACCAUCGCGUAUACAGUGGGCAACAUCAUAUCGCCGCAGACGUUUCAGCACAAGGACGCCCCGAGGUAUCUUCCGGCAAAGAUCUCGAUUGUGAUCCUGUAUGUUCUUAUCACCUUGGACUUGUGUCUGAUCCGGUGGGUGUCGAUCCGGGAGAAUAGGAAGCGGGAUGCGGAAAGGGAAGCGCUGGGGGAUGCGUACGUGGUGGAAAAGGACCAUGAGUUUCUGGACCGGACCGAUUUUGAGAAUCGCGAGUUUAGAUAUGCUAUUUAG